Cygnus atratus (black swan) is the source of this 1925-nucleotide messenger RNA. It is a transcript of the gene CFAP184, whose product is annotated as coiled-coil domain containing 96. NCBI's taxonomy places the organism in Eukaryota, Metazoa, Chordata, Aves, Anseriformes, Anatidae. Bases 1 to 1305 code for a protein of 434 amino acids. Gene Ontology annotation, biological process: cilium assembly. Gene Ontology annotation, cellular component: ciliary basal body; axoneme. The record is from RefSeq and is a predicted model, not a curated record. The transcript is spliced from 3 exons.
AUGGCGGCGGGGCCGGAGGGGCCGGGACCCGAGGAGCCGCCGGGGCCCGGCGGGGCAGCACCGGAGGGGCCGGGACCCGAAGAGCGGGGACCCGGGGGGCCAGAAGCGGAGGAGCCGCCGGGGUCGGAGGAACCGGGACCGGGGGACCCAGGACCCAAGGAGCCGCCGGGGCCGGAGCUGAAGGAGCCGGGACCCGAGGGGCCAGAAGCGGAGGAGCGGCCGGGGCCAGUCCCGGAGCCCGCCCCCGAGCAGCCCGAGGUGCCGGAGGCCGCCCCCGGGGACCCCGAGGAGGAGGAGGAGGAGGAAGGCGGCGGCCCGGCGGCGGAGCAGCGGGAGCGGGCGGCGCUGCUGGCCGAGCACCGCGGGCUGGCGAGCGAGCGGGAGCGGCUGCGGCCGGCGGGCGCCGUCCUGCAGCUGCGGCUGGGCGAGCGGCUGCGGCUGCGGCGGGGCGAGCGGGCGGCGGCGGCAGGAGGCGGGCGGCGGGCGGCGGCCUACGGCGAGCGGCUGCGGGAGCUGCGGGAGCUGCGGGAGCUGCGGGAGCGGGCGGAGGCCGCCUGCGGGCAGCGGGUGAGGGCCCGCAGCGGGAGGUGCCGGGAGAGCGAGGCCCGGGCCGAGGAGCAGUGGGCGGCCUUCCGGCACAGCAAGAGGGCCCUGGCCCUCCGAGCCCUCGGCAGGAGGCUGGGCGGCCGGGCGGCGGCCGUGAAGGCGGUGGACGGCGUGCUGGCCAAGGAGCAGGCCAAGGAGAGAGCGGUGAGGGAGGUCCGCGUGGAAAACAUCAAGAUGAAGCUUGAAAUCCAAAGCCUUGAAGCGGUCUUGAAAGCCCAAGGAGAGCUGUUAAAAGGCCAGAGUUCUGUGGACUUUGAGUACCUGAAGAAAGAGAAUCAGAAGCUCGGCCAAAAGUUUGAUGACCUCUGUGGUGAAAUUCUGAAGCUCAAAAAGAAGGUAUCGACUGCAGUGCACAUUCUCAGCCACUACAGGGAGAAACUGCAGUUUGUGGAAGCUGAGAACCAAGUCAGAGAAGCCGAACUGAUGGACAUUGACAUCCUCUUGUCACAGAAGAGAGACUUCCUCACCAGAAAGAAACAGGCCAGGGACAGGCUGCGGGCAAGCACCCUGAAAUUGCAGCAGAAACGUGGGCUGGUUGGAAAUGAGGUACUGCUUCAGGACUUUGAGGAGAAGGUGGACACUCUGGAGUUGUUACGUCAGCAGCUGGAAACACUGAAAUGUCACCACGCUGGCCUGAUCCUUACACGUAGGGAAGUUCAGAAAAAAGUCAGGGAAGCCAAUUCAUUUUUACCUUUUUAGGCAAAGAAAGCACGGAAAAGAUAUACACCAAGGAGUUAUCUGUAAUUCUCAUUUUUAACAUGCUUCUUUUUGGUAAAUCCUAGGGAACAUAUUACAUGCAUACUCCUGAAAAAGACCUUUCUAAACGACAUCAAUACUUGGCAUUAAGUGAUUAUAGUACUCAUUUUUGAAUGAAACCAUAUACCUAUUUACUUUUUUUUAAAAAAGAAAACCAGUCGAAAGCCUACACUUCCAGAAAAUCACCUCUGUGCUCAGUCCUGUAAGGCCAUGGCGAUAUUGUUUAAGCAGAGCACUCACCGUACUCUGAUUCAAAUCUUGCUUCUACCACCCGUUUUGGUUCUUAUAAUUCAGUAUCAACUUCAUCCAUACAAUAAACCUACCCGCCUUCUAGGCAGGUCCUGGAUUAAAAAUAAUUAAUCUUACGGGUUACUUUUCAUAGAUGUGGCCGAGAACUGAAGAGAGAAAGAAGCAUACUGUGAAAGCCUAGCAUGACUCGCAUACAGCCAAUGCGCUGCGGAAGCACCAAAUCCCUCACCCAUUCUGUAAACAUAAUUGGCUGCAAAGUUUGUCUUGGUGGUGUACAAGAAGAAAGGUUUACUACUUUAAAAAUAUACAUCAAU